Messenger RNA from Chlorella variabilis, 174 nucleotides. RefSeq lists its product as hypothetical. Gene Ontology annotation, cellular component: large ribosomal subunit; ribosome. Gene Ontology annotation, molecular function: structural constituent of ribosome. The record is from RefSeq and is a predicted model, not a curated record. Gene Ontology annotation, biological process: translation. The coding region runs from base 1 to 174 and encodes 57 amino acids. The transcript has 3 exons. NCBI's taxonomy places the organism in Eukaryota, Viridiplantae, Chlorophyta, Trebouxiophyceae, Chlorellales, Chlorellaceae.
AUGGCUGGCAAGAAGGCAGCCACCCUGCUCGUGAAGCUGCUGAGCACCGCGGGGACUGGCUAUUUCUACGUGGCCAGGAAGAACCCUCGCAAGCUGCCACAGAAGCUGGAGUUCGUCAAGUAUGACCCACGGGUGCGGCGACACGUCUUGUUCACUGAGACGAAGCUCAAGUGA